CGACCCUAACACGCGAUUGGCUAACAGCUAUUUACUUUUCGUAUUUUCAUUACAUUUGAAUUACACAACCGAACCCCAGUGAAGCCUCCCGACACCGCCAUACCCACCGGGUCAGGUAGUUUCGGAACACCCUGUAUAAAGAAGAAGAAGAAGAGGAAUGUGAGUCAAUUAGAGUCAACGGCAAUUGAUUUGUGUUGUAUGAGGUGUAUUCCUCUUUUUUAUGAAAAGAUGUAGUAGUCAAUGAGUGUGAGCGAGAUUGAGUUAUAAUGAAAAUGAUUCACUUUCCUAACAAAACAAAAGCCUGAGCCUAUCAUGCCAGUGGAUAUUAAUCGGCUGACUGAAGGAUGGCUGGAGCUCGAGAGCGAUCCUGGUCUCUUUACGUUGCUGUUAGAGGAUUUUGGUGUCAAGGGGGUACAGGUUGAGGAGAUUUAUGAUCUGCAGAAGUCACUGGAAGGACCAGUUUAUGGAUUUAUAUUUCUCUUCCGUUGGAUAGAGGAGAGACGGUCUCGACGUAAGGUUGUGGAACAGGAUGAAAGCUUUGUUAAGGAUGAGGAGAUCGUCAAUAAUAUAUUUUUUGCUCAACAAGUCGUUCCGAACAGCUGCGCGACACAUGCACUACUUUCUGUUCUUUUAAACUGUCCAAAUAUCCAUUUGGGUACCACUCUAUCCCGUUUGAAAAUGCACACUUCUGGUAUGUGUCCUGAGAAUAAAGGAUGGGCCAUAGGAAACACUCCAGAGCUGGCAUGCGCACAUAAUUCACAUGCCAUGCCCCAAGCAAAACGCAGACAAGACAAGAACACCGGAGUGUCGACAGGAAGAUUCACUGGUGAAGCUUUUCAUUUUGUGAGUUAUGUCCCAAUCAAUGGAAGACUCUUUGAACUAGAUGGAUUGAAGCCUUAUCCAAUGGAUCAUGGUCCCUGGAAAGAACAUGAAGAGUGGACAGAACAAUUCAGAAGAGUAAUCACAGAUCGACUGGGCAUGGCAACCGGAGAACAGCUGCAAGACAUUCGAUUCAAUUUAAUGGCUGUUGUGCCUGAUCGGCGUCUAGCAAUAUCUCACAAGUUGACAAUGUUGAAAACCAACAGACAGAUAGUUCUCGAAGCCCUACAACAACUAGUCAAGUUAAGUCACCAGGAAAGCAAUGGCGAUAAAUUAACAACUGAUUCUGAAAAACAAGAAAAAAACGACAAAAUUACUGACAAGAAGCAUGAAAAGCACAAGAGAGAGGAGGAAGGUGCAUCAGGCAAAUCAGAGGUCGAGCAUACAGCUUCAGUCCCUACAAUAAACGUGGACUGUUGCAACGACAACGUAACCGACGCCGAAGAAUCUCCGGGUCAUGUAAACACAUCCAGCAGUAACAUGGAGAAGGUUGUGAUGUGCGCACUGGAUUACGCAACGCCUCUCAGGAUCCAAACAUCUCCAGCCCACAGUUCCUCAAGCACAGAUACCUCUUCAGAGAUAGGAUCAGCCUUUAAUUCUCCGACCCAAGCCUGGGGAUGGAACUCUGGUCAAAGUAGUCCGACCUCGACGAAGGACUUCAAGAAGUUUGUCGUGAUCCGUGUCGCCGGCGAUGAGAAGAAUGAGGCUGGCUUGACCCGUUCGCUGGGAAAUAUCAAUAUCAAUGGGAAAAGACUGGUGUCCGACAGCGGCCACCUCCACAAGAAGGUUUGUCUAUCUGGUGAAGUUCGGAUACCGCAUGCCAGGGUCAAGACUAGCAAUGGAGAUACUGUUACGGAAGAGAAAAAAGUAGAAAAGAUGGAUCCUAAGCUCUGCUCCAAGUAUCCUGAGCUCUUUGAACCCCAUACCUUCGCGCCCAAGGAUCUUCUGGCCUUGCUAAAGAACCUGGAGCACGAGAUAAGCAUUUGCGAGAACAGUCUCAAGGAUGAGAACGACAAGAGAAACAAGUACAAAAUUGAUGACUGUAGAAGAACACACAAUUAUGACGAGUUCAUAUGCACUUUUCUCUCUAUGCUGGCACAGCAGGGAAAAUUGGCAGAAUUGGUGCAGCAGCAUUUGACCCUGAAGAAACAUACAUCCGUUUCCGUGAACCGGGUACAUAGAUCAUCGAAGAAGACAGACGCGCGUCCUAAUUCUUCAAGGAGACGUCGUGGUAGGACUAAAUGCAAGAAACGAAAAUGAACUUGACUUUAAUGUGAAUAAUUUGGUGUGACACUUUUUCCUCAAUACUGUUACAGUCUUAGCAUCUCCUUACAUUUGUUCUGAUCGCUCGUAUUGAUGAUGCAACGGUAUUGAUUAUCGAUGAUAUAUGCUUGUUAUAUUUUAAUUGAAGAUUCUAUUGACAUUUUUUUUUCAUAGAAUCGUGGAAACAAUCACUUAACGUACAAUGUACGUUCAGUUUAGACUCCUGUAACAUUUUUUGUGUCUACGGCGGUUCGACUUUGUAGUGGAUCGAUGGCCCCUCAUUUUUACUCGCAUGAUCAUUUAUCUUUUAUAUAUAUAUAUAUAUAAAAUACAUCAUUUUUCUGUAAUGCAUAAAUGUUUCAACGCCUCAUUUUCCUCCGUUAUUCGGAAGAAAA
Messenger RNA from Cephus cinctus (wheat stem sawfly), 2537 nucleotides. It is a transcript of the gene calypso, whose product is annotated as ubiquitin carboxyl-terminal hydrolase calypso. Bases 313 to 2139 code for a protein of 608 amino acids. The transcript has 7 exons. Gene Ontology annotation, cellular component: cytoplasm. Gene Ontology annotation, molecular function: cysteine-type deubiquitinase activity. The record is from RefSeq and is a predicted model, not a curated record. Gene Ontology annotation, biological process: ubiquitin-dependent protein catabolic process; protein deubiquitination. NCBI's taxonomy places the organism in Eukaryota, Metazoa, Arthropoda, Insecta, Hymenoptera, Cephidae.